GGAGAGGAGGGGGACGCAACUGGUAUUUCUUUCUCCGGGUGUUUUUUUUUUUUUUUUUUUUCCUUCCCCCGACCUCCCCCUUUAUUUUUUGUCCGCCUGCCAAAGCGCUCAGCGUUCAUCAGGAGACGACGUUUAGUCGAUAUGUUCGGGAUGGAUGGACCCAGCGAGCAGGUUUCGCCGUGAGACUGGCGCUAAUUUGGAGCAGCAGCAGGUGUACUGAAGGAUAAAGCGGACUCGAGGCAAUCUCAGUGUUCAUGAAACUUUGCUACGAUUUACGUGCUGGGGUUGCCGUCCGCCAUGUUAAGGUAAAGCCCAGGUGCGCGGUGUUGACCAUGCUAAAGCGCCUGGACAAGAUCCGCUUCCGGGGCCCCAGGACGAGAGACGACUUCCCGGAUCUGGCCGAGUCGCCACCUGCCUCCGACAACGAAUGUAGCGACGACAUGCAGCUGAAGCCCAGAUCGGCUCUGCGGGACACAGAUGACGUCCUGCGAGACCCUGCUGGCUCGGGGUCUCCCACAAUGGCUGCAGCCAUUCAGGACUUCCAGAGGUCGGAGUCAGACCGACUCAACGAAGUUAAAGGUCACUUGGAAAUUGCCUUAUUGGAGAAACAUUUCCUACAGGAGGAGCUGAGGAAGUUGCGGGAAGAGACCAAUGUGGACUCCCUGCGGCAGGAGCUGGAGAGAGAGCGCAGCAAGAGGAUAGACCUGGAGCAGAAGAUGAAUGAGGUGCUCAAAACCAGACUCGAGGACUCUCCACCGCAACCUCCCCGAAAACAGCAGUCGCCCUCGAACAAUGGAACAGCGGAUAAACAGCAGAAGGAGGUGUGGAGUUCACGGCUGCAGAAGUGGCUGUACGAGCGCUUCGGGGUUUACAUCGAAGACUUCCGCUUCCAGCCGGAGGAAAGCACCGUGGAGGCCGAGGAACCGUUAAGUGCUAAAAGGUUGACAGAAAACAUGAGGCGACUCAAGCGAGGAGCCAGACCUGUCACCAACUUCUUAAGGAACCUCUCCGCCUUAUCUAAUUGGCACUCCGUCUACACCUCAGCUAUUGCCUUCAUUAUUUACAUGAAUGCUGCUUGGCAUGGCUGGGCCAUUCCCAUGCUCCUCUUCCUGGCAAUCCUGCGCUUGUCCUUAAAUUACCUCAUCGCCAGAGGUUGGAGGAUCCAGUGGAGCAUCGUGCCUGAGGUCUCUGAACCCAUGGAGCCUCCAAAGGAAGACUUGACCGUAUCUGAGAAGUUCCAGCUUGUACUUGAUGUCGCACAAAAAGCACAGAACCUUUUUGGUAAGAUGGCGGAUGUUUUGGAGAAGAUAAAGAACCUGUUCAUGUGGGUGCAGCCGGAAAGCACCCGGAAACUUUACAUCUGCCUGUGGGUGGCUUUCAUCACCUCCUGCGUGCUGCCGUACAAGCUCAUGGGCUUCAUGAUCGGCCUGUACGCCGGCAUCAAGUUCUUCAUCAUAGACUUCCUGUUUAAGAGCUGUCCAAAGCUUCGGGACAAGUACGACACGCCCUACAUCGUGUGGAACAGCCUCCCCACCGACCCACAGCUCAAAGAGAGGACCAACGCCAACGUGUCGCGGCGGGUUCAGCCAGUGGUUUCUCGAAGCAGCCUCGCCACCGUCCCGUGCGGGGUGAGCAGAGAGGAGGAAACAGGUCGUUCUCACAGCACCAAGAAGGGAGCCUUUCACGAGAUCUUCAACCUGCUGGAGUCAGAGCGCCCUCUGGCGGUGUGUGAAAACGGCUGGAGGUGCUGCCUGAUAAACAGAGACAGGAAGAUGCCCACGGACUACAUCAGGAACGGAGUGCUGUACGUCACAGAGAACUACUUGUGCUUCGAGAGCUCCAGCUCCAGAUCCAGCUCCUCCAAGAAGAAUAAAGUAAUCAAGCUGGUCGACAUCACCGACAUACAAAAGUACAAAGUGUUGUCAGUCCUACCAGGAAGCGGGAUGGGCAUCUCCAUAGCGACUCCUUCCACUCAGAAGCCAUUGGUCUUCGGUGCCAUGAUCCACAGAGACGAGGCCUUCGAGGCCAUCUUCACCCAGUACAUGAAGAUCAUGACCACCACCAAACCGCCGGCCAGCGCCGAGCUCUAGACGGCCUCCGUCCCCCGGCAGCACGCCUCCACACUGGGCCCGAAAUCCGAGGCAGAGAUCCUGCCGAGAUUCAACCGGACUGGAAGCCACUUUAACUCCACUCUCUCCUGCUGCGCGUGAGCCUCCUCCUCACCUUCUGACGGCCCUCGAGCGGCCCGGCUCCGAUUGGCGGAGGAGAUUCGUGGGCGUACUUAGUCACGCUCCAUCGCGGGCGUCGGACGACAUUUUCUAAGCCGAGGAAGUUGAGGAUCAGUGUGGUUUUUAUCAACCGGCAGAAGGCUGGCGAGGAGGCUGGUCCUCCUCCCACCUCACUGACCAACUGACAGCCGACUGCUUUCCUGACUGACUUGUUUCCGUGUUUGCAUGUGUGAGUGUGUGUGCGUGUUAAACUGCGUCAAGUGGCUCUUUUCUGUUUUGUUUAGUUUUUUUCCUCUUUAUUCCUCAGUCUGUGGCGUGACGUCUGCUGUGGUUGGAAGAUUUUUAAGAAGCGCUCGACCUGGAUGUUAUAGAAUAUCAUUAAAAAAAAGAAAACUAGCAGGUUAAACAACAUUUAACUGCCAUUUGUAGGAACAAACAGUUUCAGCUUUACGAUUCGCGGCAACCAUCGAAAUAUUUAAAGCGGCUGACACAACUUGUAGGAGUGCGCGAGUGGUCAGCGAGUGUUUUCUUUUUUUUAAUACGUAUUAGCUGUGAAAACGUCAGAGUUGACUGACACAGAGCCUUUCUGUUAGUUUACAUUGCUGCUGUCUAUUUUGUUUUUUUUUGUUCCUCCUCUUCUUUCGAGAUCAGCAGCGACGGUCUAACAAACUGAAAAACGUUCGCUGCUUCUGUGUUCGUGAAUCGUGCGGUGAACUAAAACAAAAAAAGCCUUCGAAUUUUAUUUUUUUGUCUUCGUAACAAUCAGCCUUUUGGUUUUUUUUUUCGGAAUAGAGGUGAAGACGAGAGCACAACGCUGAGAGAACAGAACUUUCCCAAGGCACAAUCUGUACAUACGUCGAGAGAUUUUUUUUUUAAAUUUUAUUUUCUCCAUCGCUGGUUUUUCUCCCCGCACUUUAGUAGAAGUGUAGUUGUUGACAUUUUCGAGGUAGUGAAUAGACUUCAGCUGGUUAGCGCUGGCAGCAGUCUCUCCCACUUAGCGGCGUUUCUCUCCUGUCUGACUACUCGAGACUUUUUCGGCCCGAGUGCAGCACAAACACAGUCCGAGCACGCCGAGUUAAAACCAGACAACCUUCACGCUGACCAAGGGGAAAAUGCUGUAAUAUGAAAAUGAACCCACCAUCACGGCCCACAGAGGCUCUUCAGACGUUUGAGACUAUGAGCAUAAAUAUAAAAAGCUGCUCAUCCAAGGCCGGAGCGGGAAAAACAACGACUGGGUGAUGGCGCUCAGCAGCUCAGGUUGUUUGAGGUUACAGAAGCAGUAAUUCAGGAUUUAUUAGCUGCAUAAUUAUUUCCUAACGCCGCAGCGAGUGCUCUUCCACAUCAUCUAAAUGUAGGCGCUUUUUUUAAAAAACAAAAGAAAACAACAAAAAAACACAAGUAGUCUAUGGAGUAAACGGACAAAGGUCUAGAAUAUUUCAGCGUCACUUUAUUUUAAGACGCCGCUCGCGAGAACAAAGCCGGUCUUUGCUGUCGCCGAGCGGCUCGAUGCGUAGAGAAUUAUAAUGCCAAACUACAUCAGACACUUUACCGUGUUCUUUUUGCGAGAUGAGCGGAACCGGAGGUCGCGAUUUCUCUUCUGGUUUUUAGUACGAGAGACGAUAGAGUAGCUCCUAUGUACCGAACGCCCAGCAGCACAAGCUUUAGUUUCCUUGUAAAUCUUACAAAAAACAAACAAAAAACAACACUGUUAAAAGGGAAACCUUGACAUUUGAUUCCGGUCGGUUUCACUGACCGACCACCUCCAGAAGGAUGAUUUCUGUUAACUGCCCUCACACUGAAAAUGUCAAGGCUUCUCUAUACAAGUCCUCUUGUCAUCGUUGUGAAUUAGAACCAGCUGGAUAUGAAGUUGCCGCCGAUGCAGCGGACCGGCUCACACGUUACCAUCGUUUCUGAUUUGAACUAAUUAAGGAUGGACGUUUUUCUUUCUCAUCCGUUCGUAUGAUUUGUUGUCAAUAGGCUGCCUUCCCACACAUGGAUUUUCUAUUUUUGUUGAGGAAUAAAUUCGAUCCAUGAACGGAGGGGGGGAAAACCUGUGGGACGCUUCGAGCAGGUGAAACCAGUCAUGAACGCUGUCUCACUGUGUGAUUGGAUGGCUCGUCGUAGUCUUAAAGCUUUUACCUGAAGCCUUUUUCUUUUUGUAAUCUGUUGACUCUGAGGACGGGCUCCAGCGAGGCCGUCGCUCAGACGAAGCACAGAAUGUAUCACGUUCUAAACGUCUAGGAUUCUUCUGUUUUGUUUUUUUCUUUUUGCCAAAUCUUUGAUUUUCUGUCUGCCAUAUUCUGCCUACGCUCAUGUUUACAGAAGGUUGUACAAAAUAGUUUGUUCUGUUUUUUUUUUUUGUAAACCAGUUUGAAUUCCUUUGAGUCUGGAGUUAUGAAGACUGGACUGCUGUUCUUGAAUUCAUGUCUCGGCCCUCGUUGGCUCGACGCCGCUCACGUAACCGCCUCUGCUCGCCAAUAGGAAAAAAACCACAGUGACAACAAGAGCAGUAUUUUAAACAGUGUGUAAAUUGUCAUAUCUGAUAUGUGGGUCGUAGUUUAGUGGAAGUAAACACCAGAUUGGAGCAGAGGCGGUCACGGUGGACUGAGAAGACAACAUCAGUGUUUAUGAUAGCGUGGUGGGAUGCAACUUUUUGAAAAGCUGCAGAAAAAGAGCAAAAGUUGGAUUACUAGCAUUUUAAAAUGAUGUGAUAUUACUUCUUGCUUUCUUACUGAGAGUUAGAUGAGAAGGUUGAUGCCACUCUGUUCAGUUUACAGUGACAAGGACUGCAUGAUAUGGAAAAUCUGACAUCACAAUGUUUUUUUUUUUCCUGCGGUAUACGUUGUGAUAUUAAAAAAUCCAAUAAUUUUGCACUAGAUAAUUAAUAUUUGGAAAGAAUUAAUCAUGCUAGAAUGACGGGGUGACUGUCGAGAAAUCCAUCUGCAUUGAAAAUAAAAAUUUCAAUUAAAAAAAUCAGCCAUUAGCAUCUUUUUCAUGUGGUGUAAAACUAGCAAGAUAGUUUGUUUUCUUUCGAGCUUGUGCUAAUUUUAAGUUUUCGAUCAUCCUUUGCUUGACUUAAUGUUUUUGGGUUUUUUUGCAAUCAAAUCCUCCUUUCAGACGUUUCUCUGCUGUUCAUAGCUCAUGUUGCUGCGCACAUGCGAAGUCUGCAUGUCUAAAAACACCGUACAUGAAGUUAAAACUGGAGUAAAUCACGUUCUACUGGACAGACGUCUCUUAGUUAAGAUUAGCCAGUUUGAUUAGUCGUGCGUCGUUUUAGUAUCAAGCAACAAAAAAGUUGUAAAUUUAAGUUAAUUUGCUUUAUAUCACGUCCUGCUUUUGAACGUCUCACUGAAACGAUAAGUUUGUGAGUGAGGUUAGACGUUGUUUCCUGCUAAGCUAAGUUAACAUGACUGAUUCAGAGACUUUUUUUUAAGCUAACUUCGCCACUCAAAGUCCUGCAGCACCUUUCAAUUAGAAAUCAAAACCCUGUGAGGCUAACCGCUCAGCUGCCAUCAAUAUGUGAUCAACUCGUGAUUACAAUGAACCCAAACGACUCACGUGUGACCCCUCGAGGCGCUAACGACGCCACACAGGAGUUUAAUUAAACCUGAACAGCUAGGAGGUGAAACAUCUUCCAGAAAGUCGAUCUUUAAGUCCAGUUGUUCUAGCGGUAGAACCCACCCUGACUGUCGUCCAUACAAACACGAGGCUUCCGUCAAUCUUCUCAUCUGACUCUGGGUAAGAAAGCAAUUAAGUGAGUUUUCUGAAAAUGUUAAGAUGUGCUUUUGAACGGCGACACGCUGCCAACGACGCAGGGCGGUUGUCUUCUCAAGGUCCCCCUCAAGUCGGCGUCCUCGCAGUACGUGGUUCUGAUUUCUGAGAGCGUCUCCACAUGUGAGCGAUCCACUCUGAGCGAACAGAACUUCACUGCUCGUUUAGGACAAAAAAAAUCAAACAGCCUGACAUGAAGUGAGUUAAAAAGAUUCCUGUUUUGUGGACCGCGACAGCUCUCAUAAUAUUUGGUCAGUUAAUCUCAAAUUAAAGCCUAAGUGUUACUGGGGAAACACUGCAGUCAUUAAAAUGAGUAAUUAAUUUGUCAUCUGUGACAGUGGCUAUGAUGGCUUCCUCCUUUUUUUGUUUUUUUUUUUCUUUUUUUGUCAAAGAGGAAUUUGUAUACAAAUUACUGUACAGUGAAGAAAACAAACCACUGAGUUUUUAAAAAAGACAUGUCUAUUGUAAAGGAUAAUGUGAUGUACAUUUUUUAAUUUAAGUAAAUGAAUUUAAGGUA
Stegastes partitus (bicolor damselfish) is the source of this 6516-nucleotide messenger RNA. It is a transcript of the gene gramd4a, whose product is annotated as GRAM domain containing 4a. Bases 255 to 2090 code for a protein of 611 amino acids. The transcript has 19 exons. The record is from RefSeq and is a predicted model, not a curated record. Gene Ontology annotation, biological process: apoptotic process; negative regulation of toll-like receptor 9 signaling pathway. Lineage: Eukaryota; Metazoa; Chordata; Actinopteri; Pomacentridae.